Messenger RNA from Aegilops tauschii subsp. strangulata, 1327 nucleotides. RefSeq lists its product as uncharacterized. Lineage: Eukaryota; Viridiplantae; Streptophyta; Magnoliopsida; Poales; Poaceae. The record is from RefSeq and is a predicted model, not a curated record.
CACACCACUUGUAAACUGAAACGGAGGCAUAUGACCGCAUUCCGCCAAAUGACCCCCUCGAGUUGCGCUGCAGCCAAUGGGAGCAGCCCAGGGACAGGGAGAAUCGUUGACGAAACAACGCGCAGCCAAAGGGACAACCACAACGCAACGCGAGCCUCGCCCGGCGUUAACGAAUAGCCAAUCCCCCUCAAAUGCCUCGUCUGAUUGGUGAUUGCCUCCUCGUCCGGCGUUAAAAAGCAGCCUCGGCUCCUCCGCGCAUCCGAACCGAGCCUCGCCACCAUGAUCUCCCCGCGCCCCACUCUCUCCUCCGGCUUCUUCUCCCGCUCCGCCUCCUUCUCCCGCCCCGGCUCAUUCUCCCCCUCGCCGCCUGCCUCGCCGGCCGCGCAGGCGCCGCCGCGGCUGCUCUCGGCCCCGUUCGCGCGCCACGCCACCUUCUCCCGCUCCGCCUCCGCCGUCGCCGCGCCGGGCCGCGGCGCCUCCUCCUGCUUGUACGACGUGCUCGGCCUCGACGCCGGCGCGAGCGACGGGGAGAUCAAGGCCGCGUACCGCCGCCUGGCGCGCGCCGUCCACCCGGACGUGUCCCCGCACCCCGCCGCGUCCGCCGACGACUUCAUACGGGUGCACGCCGCCUACAGCACGCUCUCCGACCCCAGCAAGCGCGCCGACUACGACCGCCGCAUGAUCAUGAUCCCCUCCGCCGUCGGCCGCCGCAGCGCCCCCAACCUCGCCCGCUCGCCGUCGUUCCCCGGGUGCUGCCGCCGCACCUGGGAGACCGACCAGUGCUGGUGAUCGACGUUUUCGGCCGGAGUGGCCUCCGGCUGGUUCCCCGGGCGGUUAGAAAUGCAAAGGUUACCGCGGCCACUAGGCUCACUUGCAGUGGUGGCCGGGUCACUGCGCUUCUAGAAUAAACAGUAGUAGUACGUACUCUGUUAUUAGCGCAACGUACAAUUAGUCUCACACUUCGCUGUGGCUUGUAUAGAAAACAAAAGAUCGAUGUAUGGCGUCGUGUGUGACGUCCGUCUAUUUUGAAGUUUAUCAUGCAUGUUCGGCUUGAUGUGGUGAUCUGACAGUAGGAUUUGUUAAAUCAUAAUGAGCUGGACUCCUGGCGAUGCUGAGAACCGGAUGGUGAUCUUGGUGUACUUUUCUUCUUGCGUGCGUGGUGGCUGCUGCGGACCUGGGGGGCUGCGGCUUGUGGAGUCUGAAUACUUCAAAGCACUCCCGGUUUUCUUCGAGAGAAAGGAACUGAUGGUGCUGAAUCAUCCAGUGGCAAGACUCCAAGUCGUUGCAAGAGCCGAAAGGGACGUGAAUGAAUAUACGUUUGCUCUAA